Messenger RNA from Cylas formicarius (sweet potato weevil), 829 nucleotides. Its product is annotated as ejaculatory bulb-specific protein 3-like. Lineage: Eukaryota; Metazoa; Arthropoda; Insecta; Coleoptera; Brentidae. The record is from RefSeq and is a predicted model, not a curated record. The coding region runs from base 290 to 697 and encodes 135 amino acids. The transcript is spliced from 3 exons.
ACUUGUAUUCACGACACCAUAACCGCAGUUAGAAUAAAGGCUACAAAGUUGGAAUAGACGAUAAUUUAUUUUCUUAUUUGAAAUGAAUAAUAAUGCUUAAUUAUAAAACAAAACACUCGAGUCUUAUUGAAUUGCCGUAUAGUUUGUAUUAAAUCGGCAAUCAAAUCAUUUUGCGAUGAUUUCGUGCAAGAAAUCUGUUUGACAUUGGGGAUACGGUUCAUUUUUACAGAGUUAUAAAACUGAAGUAGUCCAGACCAAUAUAUUAGUCGAGAGAGUGUACUGGGAAAAAAUGAUUUCGGUUGUCCCAUUGAUGAUCUUUCUUUCACUCUCGAAGUUCUCCGCAGGAGAGGUAACGGAAAAAAGCAAAUACACGACGAAAUACGACAACAUCGAUAUAAACGAGAUAAUUCACAACGAACGACUUUUAAAACGAUACGUUUAUUGUUUGCUGGAAACAGGCAGUUGUACUCCAGACGGCCUGGAGUUAAAAAAAAAUAUGCCCGACGCGAUAGCCACAAACUGCAGCAAGUGCAGCGAGAAACAAAAGGAAGGUUCCGAAACCAUAAUACGGUACCUGAUCGAUAACAAACCCGAAUAUUGGAGCCAGUUGCAAGACAAGUACGACCCGUCCGGCAGCUACAAGAAGCGAUAUUUAGAAUCUAAAAAGGCCGAAGUUAUCGUUGAACCGAUCGGCUGAGUCCUGUCCUGGAAAUUGUUUAAAUUACUAGCUGUAGGUUUUAUUUAUAAAAUAUGUGUUUUCUCACAUUGACCGAGAAACUGCUAGAAAGAGACGGUGUAAUGUAAUAAUAUUGCGAUUCAGAAAGGAAAA